AUGUCUUUGAUGUCUGUCUCUCUCUAUAGCGUCAAAUCUAAUAUCCUUGUGGCCAUGCCUCGAAAGUUGAGGGCUGCCGCGCAAGCGGCUGCCAAGUCAAUGCGUAAUGCGCCGCAAAUCCCUGACAUUUCUGAUGACGAAAUGGUAGAUGCGCCUCCGUCUCAACCAUCGUCUCCAAUUCCAGACUACAACGACUCACCCGAGAACGACCCGGACGUGGAACCAGAGGCAAUCAGCGACGCUGAACCUGACGCCGACGCCAAUGCCGCCACUCCUGGGGAUUCCAAGACUGACGAAGCAGGUGCAGCCACGACUCCAGCCCCGGAGGAUUCUGUACUGUUGGAAGCCGGAGACGGUUCACCCUCUUUUAAUGGCGGGCGUCAGUCAGCCAUUCCGCGCAAACGUCGUAUCGGCCGUCCCCCCAAAAACCGUCCCCCAGACUGGGACGCGAGCGGACCUGAUACUCCGAAUCGCGUUUCUACUCCUGUAAAGCGUCGUCGAGGUCGUCCUGCCGCCAGUGGAGGCCGUUGGGCGCGUAACCGGGGCCCGUCUCAUUUGACUCAGGUACCCGUUGACAAAGAAGGAAACAUGAUGGAUGUAAUCAACGACGAAGUCUCUCUCCCCCCUAACCCUCAAGGUGUCACCAAAGUCGAUGACAACGGUCAUUUGCUCGAAGGGCGCGAAUACCGAGUUCGUACAUUUACCAUUCAAAACCGCGGUGACCGACUCUACAUGUUGUCGACGGAACCAGCUCGAUGCAUUGGUUUCCGUGACUCUUACCUUUUCUUCCAAAAGCACAAGAUGCUUUACAAAAUUAUCAUUGAUGACGAUGCGAAGCGUGACUUGAUUGAACGAGACAUCAUCCCCCACUCCUACAAAGGUCGAGCUAUUGGUGUUGUGACCGCGCGCUCUGUUUUCCGUGAGUUCGGUGCCAAGAUUGUCGUCGGCGGCAAGAAGAUUCUCGAUGACUACGAUGAGGAUGUUGCUCAUGAGCGAGGCGACGUGGAGGGCGAAUUGGCUGUUCCCGAGGAUAAGCUUCCUGGCCCAGGAGAAGAGUACAACCGAAACCAAUAUGUUGCUUGGCACGGUGCCAGCAGUGUCUACCAUACGGGUGCUCCUUCGGUCCCAAUGGUUGGUGGAAAGCCCGCUGAUCCCAAAAAGCGUCGUGUGCCAAUUACGGAUGAGAAUUGGAAAAUUGACCAUGCUCGCGCUGCAACUUCAUUCAACUCUCGCUUGAGUCAAAUGCGGAAGACCAACAUGGGAGGCGUGUAUGAGGUCCACACCAAUGUCAUGCAAUAUCCUCAGAUUACGCAGCCUACUCACGUCCGCUACGAACAUGUCCCACCACCCUCCAUCGACCCACGAGAGAAUCUGAUGGGCGGCCUCUCCUCUCUGAACCUCGCACCCGGUCCCUCCACGACCGAGGAUGCAGGUUCAUCCUCGACCAUUCCUUCCGACACGACCUCACCUCCCAUCUUCCCGCCCGUCCCCAAGUCCGUUUCGGACAACUAUAUGGUCCAGGACAUCAUUUUCGAGGCCCCUCCAUACUCAAACAUGGACAGCAAGAAGGCCCUCGAAGAGGCCCAAGCUGCUGAGUUGGAGUGGAAGCAGCGCUGGUCCACUGAAGCAGAGGACGGCGCACGGUCGGAGAUGGUCAAGAGUUUUGCGUGGUACCCUUAA
This is a messenger RNA of Penicillium malachiteum, 1680 nucleotides long. Its product is annotated as chromatin structure-remodeling complex subunit RSC7. Bases 1 to 1680 code for a protein of 559 amino acids. Gene Ontology annotation, molecular function: chromatin DNA binding. Gene Ontology annotation, cellular component: nucleus. NCBI's taxonomy places the organism in Eukaryota, Fungi, Ascomycota, Eurotiomycetes, Eurotiales, Aspergillaceae. The record is from RefSeq and is a predicted model, not a curated record. The transcript has 4 exons.